AUAGUAACAAUUUGUAUGUUUUUGGUGUUGGCGUCAACAUUAGUUUCGAGUCAGUCGCAAUGUGGCGUCUGUAUGGAUAAUUUCGCACUAUGCAUAAAUGAGACCAGCUACCAACUAUGCUAUGAAGCGACAACAUUGGCAACGGCUGAUCAAGAAAUCUACUCUUGCCCAGACAAUAAAUAUUGCACGGAUUCGGAAAAUAUAUGUGAGGCGUACCCGGAUGGUGUCAAUAUUAAAGCGGUUUGUGCAGGUCAGGAAGAUUCUACAGCAUGUAGCAGCACAUGUUCUGGCAAGACAAAUGGACAGCUUAUUUGUUUAAGUUCAACGCAAUUCGGUAUAUGUAGAGGUUCAACAACGUUGGUACCUACCAGUCCCCUCUCCUGUCCGACAGAUCAAGUAUGUAGUGAGGAAUUGGUUUCUGAAUUAAGCUUGAAGAAAGUAUGUGCGCCGCAAAGUGUGCUGGAUUACUUUGAAUUGAAAUCCACAUGUUCAAAUGAAAAUGCGGUAACUCAAGCCACCACUACAGCAUCAACAGUAUCAACAACAACAGUGAAUGCAUUGGGUUUAUGCGAAAGCUCGGGCAAAACCGGAUCUUACUUCCAAAUAGAAAAUCCAGACAAUUGCCAAUCAUAUAUAUAUUGUCAACGUGAUGGCACCUCCUACAUAUCAAUGGUUCUGCAGUGUAAAGCCGGUCUGUUCUACAGCGUUGCGCAGAAUAAAUGCAUUACUGGUGUACAGUGCCCACAAUGAUUUAUCAAAGAGAUGAUUAUAAAGUGAACAAGCCAAUCUGAUUUUUUGAACGCAUAGAUAAUUUUUUAGUAAAUACACUUUUAAUAAAUAGCUUGUACACUCAUGCAUACCUAUGUACAUAUAUAUAUACAAAUAAAGCUAAAUUGGAAAAAUGCAA
This is a messenger RNA of Bactrocera dorsalis (oriental fruit fly), 907 nucleotides long. RefSeq lists its product as uncharacterized. Gene Ontology annotation, molecular function: chitin binding. The record is from RefSeq and is a predicted model, not a curated record. NCBI's taxonomy places the organism in Eukaryota, Metazoa, Arthropoda, Insecta, Diptera, Tephritidae. Gene Ontology annotation, cellular component: extracellular region.